AUGCUCGACCAGCUCUCGCCCGUUGCACCUGCAAGAGUGCGAGUCGUUCUGCUGCCAGUUGGACAAAUUAAACGUGCCCGGUUCCUCAGCUUCGUCAAUAGACUACAGCCAGAAAAUGUCGUGCAACUGGGGGAUGUCAGUCCAGAUGGACGGCCGAACAGGAACAUGUUCUCUCCCCUAGCCUUUUCUACGGGCAUGAUUGUAUACAACCUCACUACAUUCUAUCCUCCUCAGUCCCACGUUACUCUGUCCCCAUUCGAAAUCUAUCGCGAACCUCUGGUCAUCGUUGCCAUUGCAGACGGGACAGAGCUAGACCACGUCUCUGAUCGGGGUAACAGAAGGAGUCUCAACGGAAAUGGGGUUCACCGGAAGGCCCAAAAGGACCAUAACCUGCGCGAACUUUACCAGGAUUUGGAGGAUCUGAGAGACAGAUACCCUAAGGCCUUGGUACACCAGAUUUUGUUAUUUGACCAUGUUCCAGAGACAGGAACUGCUCUACCAGAGGGGCUGGUAGCAGUGCCUCCGCCGGAGCAAUGCAGGAGGACUACAAUGAAGACGAUCAUGUGUGAUAUCUCUUCGAUGUUACUGGCAGAGAUGACCACUUUGGCAAAGUCCUUGCAGGUUUUACCUACGAUAGAGUCUCCGAGUCAGUCUCAGCUUAGCAGACAAUCGAAUGGACCAUGGCAAGCCCAAGCAGAUUUAUCGUCGCGGCGCAAGUCUCAAAUGACACUACCAUCGGAUUCUCGAGCUGGCUCUCGGGCUGGUAGCGCGGAUAGGAGCCAUGUCCGAAUGUCUAUGCCAGUUCAACAACUGCAAAGAGCAGAUUCAGAUUCAUCGACAACUUUGGGCAGAAGUCGGGGUGCUAGUAAUGCCUCUGCUCACCCUACUACUUUUGAUGACAUCGUGGGCUCCAGUGCUCAAGAUUUGAAGAGUGUUCAAAAAGCUCUGCCCUCUCGAUUCGCUGGUGGUGACCCAAUUCGAGACAGAAGCCAAGAUAGGGUGUCCGUUCAAGGUUUUGGAUCCAAUAGUGUUAGUGAACGAUCGAGAAAUAAAGGCAAGGGCCGCAUCAGCACGGUAAUAGGAUCACUUUACAUGUGUGCCGGAAGGUGGCCGGACGCACUAAAAGAGCUUACUGAGGGCGCCUCAAUUGCGAAAAAUAACCUGGAUCAUCUGUGGCAUGCCAAAGCUCUUGAUAAUAUUCUUGUUACGAUGCUCAUGCUUGCGUGGGCUGGUCUGGAUUUUCAGAUUCCUCAAAUUUGCUAUGUUUCUGCAGACAAAGCUCCCUCGACAUCAAACCCUCAAGAUCAGCGAGGUUCUGCAAAUAAUCGUCUGGUGGCUCUCCGUAAUCUGGAAGCUCUCCUACCGGAGCUGCUCGAUCGGAUACUGAAUAUCUAUACCAGGGCGACUAACAACACCGGAGAAGCCAUGCCACAGUUUCCUUUCUCCGAAACCGCCAUCCGAUUCUCCAAACUUCUUUCUACAAUCCAUCUUGCAAGAGGAACAUUGAACGACGAUGUUUUGCAGCUUAUAGUUCUCGAUACCCCUUUUAAAACGCCUGCAAGUUUAGUGCCCCCACGAUUGCACAUACAGCCAACACGGACAGAAAUUAUGACAACUCUUUUUCGAGCCUUCCCCGCUUCUGCGUCCCCGGAAAGUCUUCAGCUUGUCGACCGAACCUUAGUCCUGAGUGGAAUCGCAUCCGUGCUCGGAUCUUUAGGCCUCCAAAGGAAGAAGGCUAUGGUCAUCCGGGAACUGGUGGCUGUCAUAAUACCUGGCCUGGUCCAAGCCCGCAUCAAAGGUGCUGCUGAUAUGGGUGUUCAUCCCGCUGCCGGACUAUCUGCCCUUAUUUCUGCAAAUUCCAACACAAAUGGAGCUGGCGGUCUCGACCUUGGCGAAGGCGAUGUAGAAACUGGUGUCGAUACCUUUCUUUGUUCGUUGGUGCAGACAUACGGCGUUGUUUCCUCGACGAAUAACUCAAAUGCCAAUGACCCGACCGACGACUCGGAUGAAGCGGUCGUAGCGAGGAUCUUACACAAUGCGUCCGUGAGAUCUUUUGGUGGGCAAAUUCUCAAGAUGGACGUGCUUCGGUCUUGCAUAAACAUUUCAGAAGCCCUGCCUGACUUUCACGGUGUCCUCAAAUUUACGGCAGACCUGCUGAGGACUGCUGGCAGUGGUGUCGCUCCUGGGCCCCGAAGCGAGGAUGCAUCUCCUUUGAUGAGCCGUGAGGAGCAGGUCAGGCUUGCCACAAAUAUUUCUAGAACGCUAAGCGCGGCAAGAAAUCUGGGAGUCAAGGACCUACAAGCUGAAUACUGGGACGAGUUUCUAUUGCGAGGGGUUGAGCUAGAUCCACUGUCGCCGACCCGUACGCCAAUCCCUCAUACUAAGAGCGAGCUUCCCGGAGCGACUGCCUCUUCAGAAGCGAAAGAAGUCAACCCGUUCAUCUACAAUCCUUUUUUGCGAACUCCGGAUACUGCUGCAGCCGAUCAUCUGUUGGUUGCUGGGGAAGGAGCCAUUUUUCGAGUCACGCUACAGAACCCUUACGAAUUUGAUGUUGAGAUUGAAAGCAUAAGACUCGAGACGGAGGGGGCCGAAUUCGAAUCUUCGGCGCAGAAAACAGUCAUAGGGCCAUAUCGGACUCAAAUCCUCACCAUCCCCGGAACACCCAAAGUUGCAGGAAAGCUCAGAAUUACCGGAUGCCUGAUCCGUGUGAGAGGGUGCAGGGAGAGACGGUUUCCAAUAUUCGAUCAGCCUUGGUCACCUCAGAGAGAACUCAAAAUCAAGACAAUCGGGGUUGCUGCACUGUUCAAGCCAAAAGACCGUCCUGUCAGUGUCAGUUCUGGACCUGUGACCACUACGCCGGCUGCCGUGGCGCCCAAACCCACAUCUCUUGGGCUCAGCGUUAUUGACAGACAACCUGUGGUCGUUGUGAAAUCAACGAGUCUCUCUCAAUCGGCCCUCAUGGUGCUAGAAGGCGAGCGACAGGUGUUCCAGCUAACACUUCAAAAUCUGUCCAAAGAAACACCGGUGGAUCUCGUGCUGUUCUCUUUCAAGGACUCGACACAGACUCCCCUUCAAACGGCGAUGAGUAAUCGUGAUGCAUCCCCUGCGGAGUUAUACGAGUAUGAGCUUAUCUUUGCUCGCAAGCAAGCUUUGCGUUGGAAAAGAAAAGAGAACGAGCGUCUGUACAUUGCGCCUGGUGGGACAGCUACCUUUGAUAUUGAGGUUCUCGGGCGGCCGGGGUUGAAGAGUGCUGUGGUCCAGGUCGACUACGCUCACAUUGGUGUACCAGUCACGGAGAUAGAGGACAAUUUCCAUACUCGCCAGGUGAGCUUGCCACUCACUGUCACUGUGAAUGCCAGUGUCGAGCUAGCCAGGCUUGAUAUCCUACCUCUGACGGGAAGCAUUCCACGGUCGCUGUGGUCAUCAGUCGGCUCUUUUGCCACAGCCGAAAAUGACUUCAGAGCCGAGGACUUCUGCUUGGUCCUCCUGGAUCUGCGAAACGCGUGGCCCUCGCAUCUGCAUAUUCGCCUCGAAAUUCUCCAAGGCGGGUCCAUUGAUGAAGAUAUCCUCCCGGGGAAUACAUCCCGGAUCAUUUUCCCGAUGCGUCGCAUAUUCCUUGACGACCCUUCGGCAUCGAUACCAGCUCUCGACCCUUCUCGAGCACGACAGUUCGUCGUCAGCGCCGGCAAUGUAUCAGCAGAAUCCGAGCGGGCCAAUAGAGAGGCAUUCUGGUAUCGCGAAGAGGUCCUGAAGAUGCUUUCAGGGACGUGGGUCGUGAAAUCCGGACCGCACCGCCAUGGCGACAUCGAGCUACGCAGCCUCCGAUUGAGUCAACGCAUGAUCGAAGCGAUCAAAAUCGACGAUGUCGCGAUUGAACUUUCCGUUAAUGGUAGCACGGGCCCCCAGCACGAGCUCAUCACCGAUGCCUUCUCGGAGCUCACGGUGCGGAUAAGCAACCGCACGAAAGACCCGAUCAACGCCCUCCUCCGACUGCAGCCCUCUCUCCGCAACCAGCCGCACGCCACCUCCCUCGACCUUUCGAAGAAGCUCGUCUGGAACGGCACCCUGCAGCAGAUGCUCCCAGUCAUCCCGGGCCAGGAGUCAAUCGAGAUCAAUUUCGGGGUCACGGGUCUCGCACGCGGCGAAUUCGAGAUGGGUGCCUCGAUCGAAGAAGCACAGCUCAAGAGUGAGCCUCGGAAAGCAGUCACUGCCGACGGGGGAAGGCCCCGGGCCAACACGAGGAUGAUGAUGGACGCGGUGCUCGGUGCGCGGGAGAGGAGGAUCUGGCAUUCGCGGGAGCCGUGUCGGAUCGUGGUACGGGACGAGAGCCGCAGCAGCAGCGAUGGCAGCGAUGACAGUGAUGGCAGUGAUGGCAGUGAUGGCAGUGAUGGCAGUGAUGAUGAGCCUGAUGAAUCGGGAUGA
Molecule: messenger RNA, 4422 nt
Organism: Drepanopeziza brunnea f. sp. 'multigermtubi' MB_m1
Lineage: Eukaryota; Fungi; Ascomycota; Leotiomycetes; Helotiales; Drepanopezizaceae
Cellular component (GO): trans-Golgi network
Source: RefSeq, a predicted model, not a curated record